GGGCAGACAGCAAAUGUGGAUGAAGUUUUGAAAAGAAGAAGGAAAAAUCUGCAGAAGGGGAGAGGUGUGGAUGAAGUUUUGAAAAGAAAAAAAAUCUACGGUGGGGUUUGGGGAGAGAGAGAGGCGUGAAUGGCAUUUGGGCAACGACCAAUGGGGAUGAAGUUUUGAAAGAAAUCUAGAGGGAGAGAGAGGUGUCUUCUGAUUCACAGAGAUCAGCUUUUUGGUGGCGUCUGAUUUCGCCAAAUCAGACGCGUCGUCAAUAUCCCUCCUCUUCUCACGACAGUGGUGCUCUCUCCUCCUCCUCAAGUGGUGGGUGGCGGCUGCCAUCGGAUAAUGCAUUGUAAUCCUCCCCCGACAGCAUCCAUAUGACGCCAUGGCCAUCACUCUCCUUCUCUCCUUUUCCCCUCCAUUUACCAGCAACCAAAUUUCCUCUUCCUCCUCCUUGUUCUCACUGUCAACAUCUUCAUCAUUUUCAUCCGUAGCAACUAGACUCUUCCCACCCACCAAUUCUCUUAUCCUCUUCGACCUGAUAAGCGGAGGCCGAAGGAAGAGGAGGAUCGGUGGUAUCUCGAGAGCUUCCUUGAGUGGGUGGCAGGAAUACGAGGACGCAGUGAGAGAGAAAGACCUCGAGAGAGCACUCAAGUUCCUGGAAUCCCUCGAUGACGGCGAAGGCGAUGGUGUUGGUUCCGCCGUCCUUCCUCCGUUGGAAUCCUCAUCCUCUCCUCCAUCCUCUUCUGCGUCGACGAGGAGGAAACGGCAAGCCAUCGUGGAUGGGAGGAGGGCCGAGCGCGACUGGGAGAUCCUCGACGCCUGCAUCAACGCGGACGACAUGAAGUUGGUAGGCUCCGCCUAUUCCUUCCUUCAGUCCAGGGGGUUUAUACCCACAUUCGGCAAGUUUCAGAACGUUGUAUUGGAAGGACCAAGAGAAGUGACUCCAGCAGUUUUAAAAUCAUUAACUGGCUUGGAAGCUUCCAAGCUUUCUCCCAAGAAAUGGGGUCUUUCAGGAACUUCCAGUGCUAUACUGCUUGCCUUCCUUGGUGGUACAUCAUUUCUUGUUUCUCAAGGGAUAGAUGUAAGGCCCAAUCUAGCUGCUGUGCUAGGCCUUGCUUGGCUGGACUCAGUUUUCCUAGGUGGCUGCUGUGUUGCUCAAAUAUCAUGUCUUUGGCCGCCAUAUAGGCGUAGAAUUCUUGUUCAUGAAGCAGGACAUCUUCUAGUAGCAUAUCUCCUGGGCUGCGCCGUUCGUGGUGUGAUUUUGGAUCCCAUUGUAGCAAUGCAGAUGGGCAUACAAGGGCAGGCUGGAACCCAGUUUUGGGAUGAAGGGCUGGAGAAUGAGCUUUCAGAGGGGAAGCUUACUGGUCCUACUUUUGAUAGGUACUGCAUGGUGCUUUUUGCGGGGAUUGCAGCCGAAGCUCUUGUAUAUGGAGAUGCUGAAGGUGGUGAAAAUGAUGAGAACCUAUUCCGGAGCAUAUGUGUACUUCUUCAACCUCCAUUGAACACUGCACAGAUGUCGAAUCGGGCAAGGUGGUCUGUGCAGCAAUCGUACAAUCUUCUAAAGCGCCAUAGAGCUGCUCAUAGAGCUGUAUUUAAAUCUCUAGAAGCCGGUAGGAGUCUUGGUACCGUUAUAAGGAGCAUUGAGGAAGCAAUGAUGUGAUUACAAAGAUUUGGAAGAACCUUGGUUUCUCUCUCUCUAAAACAUCUGUCAUGUUUCAACUAAUCUAGAAAAAUCUUACUCGUCUCCAUGCCAAGUCUUGAUUUUGCUAACUUCUCACUCGAUUCUGCUGAAGAAUGCUCUGGAGCUUCCCAGCAGGUUAUGGAACCAUGUACACGGGUUCUCCAUUUUGACUUACCACAUCACAGCCCUCUUACAAUAAGUCGCAUUGUAAAUUCUAUAAAGCAUCUAAUCCUUGAAACCCCGGCUACAUCCAUGUGUUGGUGUUUCAUUUAUUUGUCCAGUAAAUUUUGGAUCAUUGUGUGUACAGGCUGUAAAGUCCGAUCUUAAUUUGCUUGUAUAGCCAAGAACAUUCAUGGAACUUGUACCUAUAUGUUAUAUAAAGAGGAUAUGCAUGGACUUCGGGAUUGAUCCACCAAAAAUUUUGAGUCCAUUUGCUUGA
This is a messenger RNA of Nymphaea colorata (pocket water lily), 2111 nucleotides long. RefSeq lists its product as uncharacterized. Gene Ontology annotation, biological process: proteolysis. Bases 374 to 1651 code for a protein of 425 amino acids. Gene Ontology annotation, molecular function: ATP-dependent peptidase activity; metalloendopeptidase activity; ATP binding. The record is from RefSeq and is a predicted model, not a curated record. NCBI's taxonomy places the organism in Eukaryota, Viridiplantae, Streptophyta, Magnoliopsida, Nymphaeales, Nymphaeaceae. The transcript is spliced from 7 exons.